Molecule: messenger RNA, 1011 nt
Organism: Mesocestoides corti
Lineage: Eukaryota; Metazoa; Platyhelminthes; Cestoda; Cyclophyllidea; Mesocestoididae
Source: the annotation of a GenBank genome assembly
AGGGUCAUCGCCAAUUUCUCCCCUCCGGCCCCGAACCUUGGACUUCUACCGUGGCACCGAUUGCAUGAAGUCCCGGCAUCGUUCUACCAACACAAACCCCUCUGCAUGCAAAGCUAUGGUCUCUCGCGAUCUCAGUUGAUUAUGUGUCAUCAGCACUUCGACCACAUGCCCAUCAUCAGCAUCGGAGCACGGAUUGGCAUCCUGCAGUGUGAAGAACAAUUCAAAUACCGCCACUGGAAUUGUUCUUCUGGAAAAGAGGCUUUCUCCCUUGGGACGCGGGAGGCGGGCGUCGCGCACGCCAUCUCGUCUGCGGGCGCCGUCCACGCGCUGGCGCGCAGCUGCAAGGAGGGUCGCAUCGCGAGCUGCGGCUGCAGCCGGGCCGAGCGACCCCAACAGCUCCACAGGGACUGGAUUUGGGGCGGCUGCGGCGACAACAUCGACUACGCCUACCGAUUCUCGAAGGCCUUUGUGGACAUUCGGGAGAAGGAGAAGAGCUUCCCGCGCAACUCCCUUGGUCUGGCACGCAAACUCAUGAACCUGCACAAUAAUCGAGUUGGCCGAUUGGCCACCGUGGCUUGCAAGUGUCAUGGCAUGUCCGGAUCGUGCAGUUUACGGACCUGCUGGACCCAGUUGUCACCGUUCCCCAGGGUCGGUCAGCGUCUUCAGGAAAGCUACGAGAACGCAAUUAAAGUUAAGUUCAAUAGGCGCGGAACCCAACUGCAACGAGCGAACCGCCAUCUUCGGCAAGUCACAUCUGAUCACCUAAUUUACUUUGAGGACUCACCAAAUUUCUGCGAGGUGAACCCUUUGACGGGAAAGACGCACACUUCAGGACGGGAGUGUCUAUUUCAAGGUCAUGAAAGCGAGCGGUGCACGGUCCUCUGCUGUGGUCGGGGUCACCGAACUUACACCCGCGAGGUCAGGGAACGCUGCUACUGCCAAUUUCACUGGUGCUGUUCCGUUGAGUGUCAGACUUGCAUUCGGAAAGAAGAAGUUCAUAUCUGCAAUUAG